Messenger RNA from Acromyrmex echinatior (Panamanian leafcutter ant), 806 nucleotides. It is a transcript of the gene Bet3, whose product is annotated as blocked early in transport 3. Lineage: Eukaryota; Metazoa; Arthropoda; Insecta; Hymenoptera; Formicidae. Gene Ontology annotation, cellular component: TRAPP complex. Gene Ontology annotation, biological process: Golgi vesicle transport. The record is from RefSeq and is a predicted model, not a curated record.
GGAGUUUUCGUUCUCACGAUAGUCACCUGCCACAGUUUUGCUGCGAGCUGCGACCUCUACAUGGAUAAAGUCUGGCCGUAUUGUCUCCGAUUUUCAACAGGAGGCAGUUCCGACAGCUCUGACAGGAACUAUUAAGCAAUUAAGCAAGAAGAAGAUAAUCAAUUAUCAACAUGUCACGAACAGGAACAAAACUUGAUGCAAAGAAAGUGAACUCUGAAUUGUUCACCCUAACUUAUGGUUCGAUUGUGGCUCAGUUGCUCCAGGACUAUGAAAACGUAGAGGACGUUAACAAACAACUGGAAAGAAUGGGUUAUAACAUUGGAAUACGAUUGAUAGAGGAUUUUCUUGCAAGGACUGGCUCCGGCCGAUGCUAUGAUUUCAGAGAUACGGCGGAGAAGAUUCAGAGUGGCUUCAAGAUAUUCCUAGGUAUAAUGCCAUCGAUUACGAAUUGGAGCCCGGCUGGUGACGAAUUCUCUCUAUGCUUCGAAACGAAUCCACUAACAGAAUUCGUGGAAUUACCGGAUAAUUAUUCGAAUCUCAAGUAUUGUAAUAUAUUGCCUGGCGUGCUCAGAGGAGCCUGUGAAAUGGUGCAAAUGGAAAUCGUCUGCUGGUUUAUUCAGGAUCAGCUUAAGAACGACAAUUUGACCGAAUUACGUGUGAAAUUUGUUAAAAGGUUAGAAGAUGCAAUACCAGCUGGCGAAGAUUGAAUGUAUCCAUUACGUAAAUGUGUGCAAACGAUAUCUGUGAUAUCGUAUAUAUCGUUUUAAUGAUUAAAAUAUAUUGUAUCUUUAAAUUUAAGAUUGUAA